GUAUAUAGGGCUUUUAGAAUGUUAAUAAACUCCUCAGGCACACCCCUCUUCAAUAGACAAUCCCAGAGAACAGUCCUAUCCAACGAAUCGAAGGCAGCCCUGAUGUCAAGAAACACUACGAUUGUUGGCCUUUGAAAAGUAUGGCGGUGUUCUAACAUUUGACGGAGGGUGAAGAUAUGAUCAAUACAUCCUCGACCAGAACGAAACCCAGCCUGCUCCUCGCGAGUCAAUCCUUCUCGGGUUUUGAACAACCUACGAAGUAUGACGGAAGCCAAUAGCUUGGACGCAAUCGGAAGUAGACUUAUCCCCCGAUAGUUGCUACAAGAACGACGUGAACCCUUUUUAAAGAUAGAGACAACUAUCGACUCAUUCCAUGACGUUGGUACACUCUCUAGUUCCCAAACCUUUGUAAACAACGUCGUCAAUUCCUUAGUCAAAAAGUCACCACCAUCUUUAAAAAGAGCCGGAGGUAAGUCAUCUGGGCCAGGUGAUUUGUAACGCUUCAAGAGUUGGAGUUCCUUGCGGACUUCCUCCUCAUUUGGUGGAUCAGUCGUCACCGGCCAUGGAGGGCAGGACAGUCUGACCGAUGUUGCCGGAGCAGCAGGCCAGUUGAACUGCCCUUCGAAAAAUUCUGCCCAUCGUCCAAGACGUCGAUGGAUGUUAGUGAUUGGCAUCCCAUCAUCCUCGCAGAUUGUUUCACUCACAUCAGACUUCUUGCUGCCAGUGGCUCGGAUGAGCUGGAAGAGCUUCCGGUAGUUACCAGAUGCAGCUGCUGCUUCCAGCUCAUUAGCACGCAUCGACCAUCAGGCUUCUCAGUCCUUACGCAAGCUUUGCCCAAUUUCCUUACGUAACAUCCUUCGUUUAUGGUCAAGCUCACGGUCACCCGGAGUAGACCGACGGGCUUCAAUGAGUUGUAAGGAACCUGGAGAAACCCAGUGCUUAAAAGCGGGACGUUUCGCAAACCCACAACUGACUGUUCCCGCCAUUUUCAUGGCGUCAUGCAAUUGCAACCAAUGCUCAUCUAUACUUUUCGGUGGAGUGGUAGCUAGCCUAGAGGCUAGCUCGGUUCGAUACUUAUUUGCAACAGAAGUUGCAACCAGCUUGCUAAUAUCAAUCCGUUGAUGGUGGUCACUUCGUUGUCCACUGAAAAGUAAGGCGAGAUUGGCGCAGACCAAGGCAUGGUCAGAGUCCAGAUAGGUACUCCAAAAGGAGCGGCAGUCUUGUACACAACCACGCCAGCGGUAGCUGAUCGCGAUGUGAUCAAUCUGAGUCCAGGCUUGGGAUGCAGAGGGAGAACGCCAGGUGGCACAUCGGCGAUGACUGUGCCGAAAGUUAGUGCUAGCCAGAAACAGGUUAUGGUCUGUGCACAGUUGCAGUAGACGGUCCCCGUUAUCUGACCUGCGACCAACAAGUCCCCAUCGGCCACCUAAACGACUCUCUUCUGUGCCUAGACGCCCGACCUGAGCAUUCAAGUCUCCGGCUAGUACUACAAUAUCUGUCGAACGCACUUUCUGGAGAAGAACAGAUAACUGGUGGUAAAACUCAUCCUUGAUUGCAUCCGGGCUGCAAUCUGUCGGGGCAUAGGCGGAGAUGACGAAAAGACAUCGUUUCUCACGCCGAUUUCUUCUCACUUUGAUGGAACUUUCUAAUCUAACAGCACAUAACCGACUGUUAAUGGGGAUCCAAUCGACUAGUGCUGCCUCAGCUCUAGCGCUUAGUGCGACACCAACGCCAGCAAGACCAGACGAAGAUGCCACAGGGUCCCCGGAUAAGCGCACGUGAAACAAGCUUUUCGAAGCGACAGAUGGAGAUCGAAUUUGUAGUACUUCGCCAGAGUCUUGAAUACGGGUCUCGGAUAGACAACACACGUCAAUAUUAAGACUUUCCAAAGACAUAGCCAGCCCUAUCUGUUGUCCGACCUGCAUAAAUGUGCGAACGUCGAAGGCAGCCAGUUUGAAUGGUGCACGUGGUUUCAGAAAAACUGCUUCAGUCCUCGUAUUCGGUGGUAACAUACAAUUUUCAACCGGACAGUGACUCGAGAACGAUUAGAUACAGUCAGAUUUCCACCAAAGACGAGCCGCUGUAUAAGUAUAAAAGAGGAUACCGUUAUACAAACUCUAACGAAGUGCAAAUCAACGAUCCCGUUAGUGCAGUGGCAUUUCAUAAAGAUUUAAAAAUGCUUGCAACUGGGUUUGAAUCAGGGUUACUUUUACUACAUACAUUUCCAGACUUCAUAAUAAUCAGUGAAGUAAAUCUGUUCACUAACAGUAUAAGCAGUCUAACGAUUAACCGUAAUGGUGAUUGGAUUGGUGCAGGUUCAGAGCUAUUCGGACAAAUUGCUGUUUGGGAAUGGAGAUCGCAAUCCUGCUACCUACGCGCUGAUUCCCAUUCUAAGGAAAUGACUAGUUUGGCGUACUCUCCUGAUGGUUUACAUUUGGUAACUGGGGGUUAUGAUAACAAAGUGAAAGUUUGGCGUAUAUCUGGUGGCAGGUGUGUUGUAACCUUUACUGAGCACACAGCUGGUGUUACUGGAGUUGCAUUCCCAGCUCAAAAUUCCAAAGUCGUUUUGUCAGCCAGUUUGGAUGGGACCGUUCGCGCUCAUGAUUUGAUUCGCUACAGGAAUUUUCGUACAUUCACUGUGCCUACUCGUCGCGUUCAGUUCUCGUCGUUGGCUGUUGAUACGCGUGGCUCUCUUGUUGCUGCUGGAGGUCUGGAUACUUUUGAAGCUUAUGUAUGGUCAGUUAAGACGGGCCAGCUGUUGACUACCUUAACGGGGCAUACUUCUCCCAUUAGUGCAUUAGCAUUUAAUCCUGCCAUUUCUGGUAUUGAUAUCGAAUUGGCUACUGUUAGUUGGGAUUGUACGCUUCGAUUAUGGGAUGUUACAGGCAAUUCGACUGAUGAAAAUAAUUUAUCUAGUAUGGGUCUUACAAAAGAGGUUGUUAAUUUUUCAUGUGAUGCUUUAUACGUUGUAUAUCGAGCUGAUGGUAAGCAGCUGGCUAUUUCCCUUUUAAAUGGAAACAUAGUUUUCUAUGACCCUAAUGAAGGGGUUGAAAUGGGAACCAUAGAUGGUCAUCGGGAUCUUGGGGUAGCACAGACUAGUGAGGAAGACUUAGUUACCCCACGUAGAGCAGCCGAAUCUAAGAAAUUCCAAACUAUAGCUUAUUCUGUCGACGGUGAACAUUUAAUAGCAGGUGGAGAUUCAAAAUACAUAUGUCUCUAUUCUGUUCCUGAUAAAUUAUUAAUUAAACGAUUUGAAGUCACAUGUAAUCUUUCACUAGCUGGAGUUCAAGAGAUACACGAUCGACGUAACUAUUUACAUCGUUUCAGUAUGGAAACAAUGAACGCCAAAGAAGCACAACGUCCUAGUUUGCGAAUCCCAUCAAGCAUUAAGGGUGAAGAUCGUAGUCGUCGCCAGUGGAGACCUGAAGUGAGAGUUUCUGCAGUUGAAUUUUCACCUACAGGUGAUUCAUUCGCAACUGCCACUACAGAAGGUAUUCUUGUAUAUUCCUUACCAUCUGCUGGAACAGGGUAUGGCAUAAGUAGUAUUUUUGGUGCUUCAAGCUGUAGUGAUAGUGGUUGGUUGUUUGAUACAUUAGGUAUUGAUGAACAAACCACUCCAUCAAACGCUCGUAGUGCACUCGUUCAAGGUAGACAUGCAGAGGCGUUGGACAUGGCUAUUCGAUUGCAAUCGCAUGAACUUGUUGAGGAAGUCAUUGAAUCAAUUCCCGUUGACCAAAUUGAUUUUUUAGCCCGUCAACUCCCUAUAAAUCAAAUUGCACAUUAUCUCAUCUCUUUUCUUGCUCGUCAGUUGAGUGGCCGAUCACGUCAUGUUGAGUUAUAUGUUCGCUGGACACAUUCUAUACUCCGUUCUCAUGCAUUGAACUUGCGAAGAAUAGCUGCUAAUUCAGCUUUAUCUGAAUGUACGAAUUCUAAGGAGUCAAGAAAUCUUCCGAAUAACGAAUCAAUAGACAACAAAAAGGAACUUUGUAAUCCAGGUUUUUUAACUUUACAAGGUGAAUGGGCAACUUGCCAAGCAAACUUAGUUCGCUUACAGGCUAGUCUGAAUCAUGUAAAGUCUAAUAUAAUCAAACAUUGCGAAAAUGUGGACAAUUUGUGGAAUUAUUACGAAAGUUUAUUCAAAUUGUAUCACGAAAAGGAUGAUAAUAAUGUACAGAGUGAAAAUAUCAUGGAAUAUGGUUCGAGCUAAUUAGUUUCAUAUUGUACUUAUUCACUCUUACAUUAUGAAAAGUGCGUGUAUUUAUAAUUAAUAUAACUCGAUUUAUUGACAAUAUAAUCACAUCUUUGUUCGUAGAUUAUCCAUUUAUCGUGAAUUGUAUCUUCAAAACAUACUCAUAAUCAAAAUGUUUGUAAAUACAAGUUCUUUCAG
Molecule: messenger RNA, 4387 nt
Organism: Schistosoma intercalatum
Lineage: Eukaryota; Metazoa; Platyhelminthes; Trematoda; Strigeidida; Schistosomatidae
Source: the annotation of a GenBank genome assembly